Coffea eugenioides is the source of this 1451-nucleotide messenger RNA. Its product is annotated as ribosomal L1 domain-containing protein 1-like. Gene Ontology annotation, cellular component: 90S preribosome. The transcript has a single exon. The coding region runs from base 109 to 1059 and encodes 316 amino acids. Lineage: Eukaryota; Viridiplantae; Streptophyta; Magnoliopsida; Gentianales; Rubiaceae. The record is from RefSeq and is a predicted model, not a curated record.
CACUCGGAACGGCAACUCGAGGCUUCGUUGUAUGGUAGACUAAGACCACACUAAAAGCCGCCGCCUCUGCCUCCGCCGCCGUCCGCAGCCUCACUCCUCCGGUCGCUUAUGUCUAUGUCGAUGGUUUCAACUAGUCCUCCUUUUCCUGAAGACAGAAUCAGCCAAGCAACAGUCACAAAAGCAGUAAAAGCUCUGAUAAAAUGGAGAAAACUCCACUCCAUAACAACCCAAAAUAAACCAGCUGCAGGAGAAGAAGAAAAGCAAGAACUUCUCGAAGAUGAAGAUGGUAACGAAGAAGAAGAUUUCAUUUACCUCUUCUUGACCCUCAAGAAAAUCCCACCAAAAGAUUCGUCCAAAAUACCCCACAAAAUUUCACUCCCAAACCCGCUUCACUCUCUGGCUGACGGCAACCUCAGCCUUUGCCUGAUUAUAGAUGACCGACCCAUCAAAUCCCCGUAUAGAAUUACUGCAGAAUUUGCUCAAAAGAAGGUGAAGUCUGAGGAUAUUCCCAUUGAUAAGGUUGUCAAGCUGUCCAAGCUGAAAUCAGAUUGCAAGACUCUGGAGGGAAGGCGAAAGCUGUAUCAAUCAUACGACAUGUUUUUUGCUGAUAAAAGGGUUGUUUCGUUGCUUCCAGGUGUUUUAGGGAAGCAAUUUUAUAAGAAGAAGAGGAAAAUUCCCGUGCCGUUGGAUUUGAGGAGCAGGGAUAAUUGGAAAGAGCAGAUUGAGAUGGCAGUAAAUUCGGCAUUGUUAUGCUUUGGGAGUGGGAGUUGUAGUGUUGUGAAGGUGGGGAAAUGUGGUGGGAUGGGGAGUGAUGAGAUUGUUGAGAAUGUCUUUGCUGCUGUGAAAGGGAUUUCGGUGGUUGUUCCAAAAAAGUGGGAUGGGAUUAGAGCCUUGCAUUUGAAGCUCUCGGAUUCUUUGGCAUUGCCUGUUUAUGAUGGGAAUUUGGGAUCGUUGAAUGCAGAGGAUCGAGUUGAAGAGGGAGAUCUGGAGGGGAAGAAAAAUGGGAUUUUGGAGCUUAAGAAGAUGAGACAAGGAAGAGAAGGUGCAUUGAAGAGGUGAAGAGUGAGGAAAGGAUGUGAACCGAAGAAUUAAGAGAAUGGAAAUAUCAACGGGGUGAGUUCUGUGCAGUUACACUUUGUGCCUCCUACUAAUGUGAGAUGUUCUAGGGGUCCCGCAGCAAAUACCGGAAGAGCCAACAGUUUGGGUAAUAAUGUAUUUUGGGUUACGGAUAGUGGAUAUUGAAAGAACUGUUGGCUUCUUAGCUUCCAUUGUUAUUUUUGAUUUUGUAUUGAUACUUGAUACAUGCCGGCCUUUUGAGGCAUGCAAUGACAUAGCCAAGAGAAGUAAGAUUCUGAUGGUCUGACUUCAAGUUUCUUCCUUUGUGUUUGAUUGUUAACACUAGUUUGUCAUUUGAAUAUUAAGUUACACCUCGUUGCUUCCAUAUUGGGUUA